Thunnus maccoyii (southern bluefin tuna) is the source of this 2790-nucleotide messenger RNA. It is a transcript of the gene lrrtm4l2, whose product is annotated as leucine rich repeat transmembrane neuronal 4 like 2. The record is from RefSeq and is a predicted model, not a curated record. The transcript has 2 exons. Lineage: Eukaryota; Metazoa; Chordata; Actinopteri; Scombriformes; Scombridae. The coding region runs from base 264 to 1925 and encodes 553 amino acids. Gene Ontology annotation, molecular function: protein binding.
UGCAUGGAGUGGAGGAUUGUGCAUCAGUCUAUUGGCGCUCAAAUGGGUUAUUGCGCACACAGCAGGCUAAACUAGCAGCGGCUCCAACUACGAACCAAGUGUGAAGGCGUCCUAUUUCUGAGCGUCAGACGGAGAUCAGGGGUCUGGACCGCUGCGGAAACUUGCCUCUAUUUGAUUUUCUCCUCUAGCCUAAGUGAUGCUCAGUAUGCGGAUCGACUCUGAGGCUGCAUGAACUGCGAAUUUUCACAUCUGAGGGCAGUUUAAUGUGCUCUUCAUCCAUUUAUUACAGAGGAUUACUCCUUCUCUCACUGGCGAUGGGUUCUGUGAUGUUGGACUGGAGGUUAUCAUGUCUUCUUCUGCAGGCAGCUGUUUUGCUGCUGCUCAGCAAGGGGGAGAGGAUGUGCCCUGCAAGUUGUCGCUGUGAAGGAAAGAUUGUUUAUUGCGAAUCUGGCAUCUUCCAUGACAUCCCAGAAAACAUCACCACAGGAUGCCAAGGUCUGUCUCUGCGUUAUAAUAACCUAUUGGUUUUGUUGCCAUACCAGUUUGCUCAUCUCAAUCAGCUUAUCUGGCUUUAUUUGGACCACAACUCCAUCACUGCUAUAGAUGCUCUAGCCUUCCAUGGUGUGCGCAGACUCAAAGAACUGAUCCUCAGCUCCAACAAAAUAACCCAUCUGCACAAUAACACAUUCAGCGCCAUCCCAAACCUGCGAAAUCUGGACUUAUCCUAUAAUCAGCUGCAGUCUCUGCAGCCGGGACAUUUUUAUGGUCUGCGUAAGCUACAAAACCUCCACCUUCGAUCUAAUGGACUCAAACAGAUCCUUGUUCGUACCUUUCUGGAAUGCCGCAGCCUGGAGUUUCUAGACUUGGGUUAUAAUCGCUUGCGGAGCCUCACCCGCACAACAUUCUUAGGGCUGUUCAAGUUGAAAGAGCUUCAUUUAGAGCACAAUCAAUUUUCUAGGAUUAAUUUCUUCAUUUUCCCACGCCUUACCAACCUCCAGGCUCUUUAUUUGCAAUGGAACCGCAUACGAUCCAUCAAUCAAGGGGUGCCCUGGACCUGGCACAAACUACAGAGAUUGGACCUUUCAGGGAAUGAAAUCCAAAUGUUGGACCCAGCUGUUUUCCAGUGUAUGCCAAAUUUACAAAUACUCAACCUUGAAUCGAACAAACUCAGUAGUGUGCCUGUGGAAGCUGUGGCAGCCUGGACAUCGCUGACAACCAUCAGCCUGGCUGGUAACGCCUGGGACUGUAGCCCUAGCAUCUGCCCACUCAUGGGAUGGCUCCAAACCAUCAGAGACUCCAAAGACAUCAGCAUGAUAUGCAGCAGUCCCAAGUCUGUGCAGGGCGAAAGGGUUGUGGACAUAGUGAGGAACCAAUCAACGUGUGUGUUCUCAACCAUUGCUCCCAUUAUUCUGACUACAACCCCAGUUGUGAACAUCACAACUCACCCCUCUCCCCCUGGUGUUACAGAGCUGGCUCGCACUGAGUCACCUGUACAGAGAUUAACUGCCUCACCUGUUCGCCCCAGUGGGACAGACAGAAAGACAACAGAGUUCACAACCCCAAGCUCCACAUCACCCAUCUCCCUUGAACCCCCUACAUCGUUUAUCCCAGAGCUACCGUUUGAACAUAUGGCUUUCCAUAAAAUCAUUGCAGGCAGUGUAGCCCUGUUUCUGUCAGUGUCAUUGAUCCUCCUCGUUAUUUAUGUCUCCUGGAGACGUUACCCCAACACCAUGAGGCAGCUGCAGCAGCACUCAGUCAACCAUAAGCGCAGGAAAAAAGCCCGGAAGCAGGAGCAGGACUUAAACUCUCAAUUGCAAGAAUACUAUCUGAGCUACCACUCGAACUCAGAGACAAUGGACUCUCUGGUGAAUGAGACAAGGCCGUGCACAUGCACCAUAUCAGGGUCCAUAGAAUGUGAGGUCUGAGUUGCCCACUCCACCUUAAGAGUAAAGUGUUAUUGCUAAGCAGAAGUAAACGUUUUUUCCACGAGAUUAAAUGGUUUUAUCUCUAAUAUGAGAUGAUAGAUUCUGCAGCACUGCAGGAAAUACUUGGGGGCAUAGUACAAUAUAAUUAUGUGCACAGAAAAGAAGACUGGAAUGGAGAGAUAUAUUUGGAGAGACCUAAUUAUCACACUGACUGACAUGAGAACGGUGGCAGGGUCAGCCAGGUUAGCUGUGUAUGAUCCAACGAAAUGAGUGGACCUCUGCUACAGUAGUGCUCUUCAGAGAGAGAGUGACCUUAUUCUUAGUUAAACUAUAUUGAUCUGAUAAGACAUAUGAACCAACCAAGCCACUUUUUAUUUGCUAGUUUUGAUUUUUUUUUUAUUAUGUAGCUUGUAAAGCAUUUAGGGUGUAUGUGAGCAUUGUUGAGCAUAUGCUUGUGUACAUAUAUGUAUGAAUGUGUGUGUGUGUCAUAUGUGUGAGUUGAUCAUUUCAUUUACUGGCUUCUGGUUGGAAGAGUUACAGUGUUGCACCUUAUUCCCACAGAUGCUAUUUGUGCAGUUAUACUACUAGUGCAGCAAUUAGAGGUAGCACUUCCACAGAAAAUGGGGGGAAUAAUCAUAUAGAGAGCAUCCUGUUCUGAGAUAUUUUGCAUGAUUUCAUUUUCCUUACUUAUGAUGCUUCUCUCUUUUAUCAAAUUAUCAGUUCUAAUUGACGAUUAAGUUGCAUUUCAGUUCGCUGUGGCUCAAGCUGCACCAGCUAACGAUAUUUAAAACUCACAGUUCCAAUCUCAGGACUGAUAUUUUUUGAGCUGUAAAAAACGGUCAGGUCCGAUGGAGGCUUUGAUGUG